GCCUAUUUCCGUUUACUUUUUGAUCGACUUUACUCGAUCAGGGUUGUAAACCUAACGACCUAAAAUUUUUACGACAGUAAAUCAUUGUAACGUAUCGUAGUAACAUAAAUUUAUAUUAGAGUUUCCUUUCCAUAGAAAAUUGUUCCUUUAUAAGUCUGUCAAAAUAGCGGUAAAGAGUUGUUUAUGUUAAGCCUUGGAAGAGUUCGUGUCUCCAUUUCGACGAUAGAUGAAAGAAAUUAUUCUAUUAUCUAGAAUAUGUCACAACAAACAGCUGUUGUACAAACUAGUACAGGAUCUGAUAUAACACCUGUUCUUGGAAAUUUGCAAUCUGUUGGUCCCACUAAUCAAACGUUACCAGUUAUGUCUACUAUACAAAGUAAUAACACAGUACCCAUUUUACAAUCACAACAAACACAAAAUCAACAAUCUCAGUAUACGUCUCAAGCAUCAAAACAGCAAGUAGCACAGCAUUCAUCCGUAUCGAGUUCUUGUAAUGACUUUCCACAAUUCCUUACCAAAACACGUUUACAAGAUUUAGUAAGAGAGGUAGAUCCAACUGAACAAUUAGAUGAAGAAGUAGAGGAAAUGCUUCUACAAUUAGCAGAUGAUUUUGUAGAAACAACCGUAAAUGCAGCAUGUCUUUUAGCUAAGCAUCGUCACGCAAAUACAGUGGAAGUCAAAGAUGUACAACUACAUUUAGAAAGAAAUUGGAACAUGUGGAUACCUGGUUUCGGUACAGACGAGGUUCGUCCAUACAAGAGAGCAACGGUAACAGAAGCACACAAACAAAGACUGGCGCUAAUACGAAAAUCCAUUAAAAAAUAUUAAAUUUCUUAUGGUUCCUAUAUAUGUAAAAAGAAAGAUUAUAGUAGCUUACUUUCAAUCAAAAAUUUUAUACUUAUAUACAUUCAUGUGUUGGCAUAUGAAUUGUUAAUAUAUGAUCCAUUACAUUAAUAUGAGAUUAUAACUGUUAAAUUACAUCCUUUCAUGACAUUUACUUGCACGUUAUUCCUACUUGAACAUUGAAACAUUAACUUUAUAUCUUUUACUACGGAUAAUAAUAAAAACAGCUCAUUGUUAUAGAUCAA
Molecule: messenger RNA, 1088 nt
Organism: Polistes canadensis
Lineage: Eukaryota; Metazoa; Arthropoda; Insecta; Hymenoptera; Vespidae
Gene: Taf12
Product: transcription initiation factor TFIID subunit 12
Exons: 3
Coding region: 256-828 (190 amino acids)
Biological process (GO): RNA polymerase II preinitiation complex assembly; DNA-templated transcription initiation
Cellular component (GO): SAGA complex; transcription factor TFIID complex; SLIK (SAGA-like) complex
Molecular function (GO): TBP-class protein binding; protein heterodimerization activity; DNA binding
Source: RefSeq, a predicted model, not a curated record